Varroa destructor (honeybee mite) is the source of this 2200-nucleotide messenger RNA. RefSeq names its product coiled-coil domain-containing protein 186-like. Gene Ontology annotation, molecular function: small GTPase binding. Lineage: Eukaryota; Metazoa; Arthropoda; Arachnida; Mesostigmata; Varroidae. The record is from RefSeq and is a predicted model, not a curated record. Gene Ontology annotation, cellular component: trans-Golgi network. Gene Ontology annotation, biological process: vesicle cytoskeletal trafficking.
AGUGCAGGAGCAUAUAAUCGGUCCGUAAUUUCUCCAUAUACUGCGAUCGCAGAGGCGCCUGUGUGCUCCUUUUGGAUGCAAGCCCUUAAGGGCGCAUCCCGUGUAUCCAGUCGUUCGGAAAUCGCCAAUAUGCGGCGUCCGGUGGGCCAACGCGGUAGUUCCAGGGGACCGCUGUAGGCCGAAUAAUGUUGCCCUCUAUUGAGCUAAGUAACUUCCUCCAUAACCUGAAUGCUCGGAUUACUGUGCUUCCCGCUGUAAAUAGAAAAUGUUUUGCUGAUAGACAAAGACUGACCAGCUGUCCUCAUAUUGAUGUCAAUUAGUGCUUUCCACUGAUGUACUAUUAGUCGUAGGACCUUAUUUGUGUUUUGGUAAAAUGACAAGCUCCGUAGUUCCGUUUGUGGAGAACGAAAUGCCAAAAAGCAACGAACAUACAAUGGAGGCCUUAGAGACUGAAGUGGGCCAGGAUGCGGGUCAGCCGAAGAGACAAGUCAUUGAAUCACAUGCAGUACCUGCAAUACCUGAGAUACUGAACGGCAAUAAAGAUGACACGAAAUCCAUUCCCAUACCUUCAGAAGACCAUAUCGAACAUGAGCUUCAAAAUGAUAAUAUGAAGAAAAAUUAUAGGCCCAGUAAAGACACUUCAUCCUCUAACGAUGGCAUGUCUGAAGUAGGUCUCGAAGGAGAUGAUGAAGAAGAUGGUCCAACGAUACCGCGUCGUCACUCGGAGACCGAGGUUCUCCUGAAUGGUAGGCUUUCCAGGUGUACGACGGAGACACAGUCUAUGAAAUCAGACUCAGACAUGGACCUUUCCUCGGAUGAAAACUGCACCAGCCGCCAGCUACAGAUAAAAAAGUUAGCAUUAGAACAACGCCUUACAGAACUGUCAACAGCUCUAGCAGAAGAAAAAGAGCGUCGCAUGUGCGAUCUCGCUCACUUUCAAAAACAAAAAGAGGAUAUGCUAGUCAGGCAAGAACGGCUGGUAAAGGAUUUGGAAAGGAUCAAGAAGGACAAAGAAUCGGCCGUAAUGAAAUAUGCCAAGAGCGAGCAUGAAGCCAUCACUGCAAGCAAAGCGCGAGAAUCAUUCGAAAAAAAACUUAUCGAUACGACAAAAGAAAGGGACGUUUACGUGGCACGAGUGCGGCAGUUAAACCAGGACUAUGCCAGACUGCAGUCGAGGUUAGAAGCGCGCGCUGGUGAUCUUAAUAAACUAGAGAGGAUUAUUGAUCGGCUUACCGAUGAGAAAACUAAAGCUCAACAUCGCCUUCAGGAUUUAGAGAAGUAUUGUGAUAAGUUGUUAGCCGAACAACAACAGGAACUUGCUAAAAUGGCCACCGAACAGUCAAAGGAAAUGAGCGAAAAAUUAGAGGACAGAAAAACCCGACUUGCCGAAUGCCAAAAGGAACGAGAUGAACUGUAUCAGCGCGUACAUCACCUCGAGAACAUAAAUCGCGUUCAUCACGAAAACCUCUCUUUGUCACAAAUUGAAAUUGAAGGGCUAAAAGCCAGCUUAGAGCAGGCCAUUGAAGAUCACGCCGGCUGUGGCCAACGAGAAGCCGAAAGUCUGCAGUUUACGCAGCAGCUCACCGAACGCACAUUACAUAGCCAAGCAGAAAAUCAGCAGUUGAAGGCCCAAGUAUCCCUGUUAACAGAGGACCUUAAUUCUUUCAGUGAUCGUAACACCCAACUAGAACGCGAUUUGGCCGAUGUAUCUGAGAGACUGCGGAUUAUGUCAAAUGAACGAAAAUGUCUCGAGAUUCGAUUCACUGACACCGAAAAAGAACGCGAUGCCGCACAGCGCAGGAUGCGUGAACUGGAGCAUGAAAAGACACAGGUAAGACGCAAAAGUGAGCAAAAUAUUAAACAGCUCAGCAAGGAGCUACAAAUUGCGCGGAAGAAAAUCGAAGAGGUCAUCAGUGCCAAUGAUGGCUCGGAAUCGAGAUUAGCGAAAGAUGCAGACGGUGGUGGUGGGGCGACGAUUCAACUCGAUCAAAAGUUGCUCGUCGAAAGAAUUGUCAAGCUGCAAAAAAGCCUUGCGCGUAAGACCGAAAAAAUCGAAUUUUUGGAAGAACACGCUAAGGAGCUCAUGAUUGAGUUGAAUCGCAAAAAGGGACGGUAACCGCAAUCUCGUCUAUCAUCGUUUCCGUGGGUCGCUUGUGGUAAAAAAGGAAAAACGAAAAGCAAAAAACAGGCUGUGAUUGUA